This is a messenger RNA of Drosophila grimshawi, 2320 nucleotides long. Its product is annotated as peroxidase. The coding region runs from base 16 to 2043 and encodes 675 amino acids. The transcript has 5 exons. Gene Ontology annotation, molecular function: heme binding; peroxidase activity. Gene Ontology annotation, biological process: response to oxidative stress. The record is from RefSeq and is a predicted model, not a curated record. NCBI's taxonomy places the organism in Eukaryota, Metazoa, Arthropoda, Insecta, Diptera, Drosophilidae.
UGUGGUGUGGCAAAGAUGAGAUUACUUACUUCGAUUGUUGGAUUUCUACUGUUUUUGGUGGUGGUCAGCGCUUCAAGCGGGGAGAAUCAGUUCAGUGGUUGCCCAUUUCACCAGUUGGACACUUUUGAUUUGGUUUCUAGUAAAACACGAAGCGAACAUGCCGGACGAUCGAAAAGAAGUAGCCCGGCUGGCAAUGAUGGCAACGUGGACGAUAUGCUGAAAGACCUAUUGCCCAAGUAUACUAGAAAUGCAGGACCCAGCAGCUGGCUAAAUAUCGGGCCAAUUGAUAAGCAGCCCGUGGAGCCAAUCAAGUGCGGAAUACCGCCCUCAAACUGUCUAAAUAAUACGCAGAAUUUGCACUACAGGAGCAUUGAUGGUGCCUGCAACAAUUUGCUGUACCCAGACUUUGGCAUCGCCAACUCCAGGUACAAUCGUCUGCUGCAUCCAAGCUAUGAUCGGCGCCAAACUGUGCCCAACGCACGACUCAUCUCGCUGUCGCUGUACGGCGAGAAGACCGUCAUGGAUCAGUUUCGCACCGUUGCCUCCAUGCAGUGGGGUCAGUUUGUCGCUCACGACCUGAGCCUGCUGACCACAAAGGGAGCACCCAAGGAUUGUUGUGCCGAGUCACAGCAUCCGCUGUGCCAGCCAAUCACAUUGGCAGCUGGUGGACCCAUCGCCUAUAAUACGGGCAACACAUGUUUGAGCUUUGCUCGCAGCAUAUCCGAUGCGGAGGCGGUUUGCCCCAAGAGUGGCCUGUCCCACAGCGAGAAGCUAUCUGUGGUGACAGCCUAUCUGGAUCUCUCGUCCCUCUACGGCAAUUCAGUCAAGCAGAGUCAGCAAGUGCGUCUCUUCAAGGGAGGCCAACUACGUACCAAUCACGCCAAUGGGCAACAAUGGUUGCCCGUGGUACAGAAUCAUUUCGGUGAAUGUGGCACCAACAACGAGUGCUAUUCAAUGCCGGACAAACGGAAUCGUUUCACGCCAACUAUCGCCGUAAUUCAAACGGUUUUGCUGCGUGAGCACAAUCGUCUGGCAGAGCAGCUGUCCCAUCUUAAUCCCCAUUACAACGAUGAGCGUUUGUAUCAGGAGGCACGCAAGAUUAACAUUGCUCAGUACCAGAAGAUCACCUACUAUGAGUAUCUGGUCGCAGUUCUGGGCGCCACAUAUACCCAUCUCAAUGGCAUUACCCACCCAUAUACGGAAGGUUCCAGCGAGUAUGUGAAUGACUACGAUGAGAGCGUCAAUCCCAAUCCGUAUGCGGAGUUUUCAGCUGCUGCCUUCCGCUAUUCGCACACUCAGAUUCCCGGCUGGUUUUCCAUGGUGUCGCCAAAUCGGUACUCAAAUCAGACGCUUCGUCUGAGCGACUAUUUUGAGCGCAGUGAAACGAUUCGUCUGCUGUCUUCCAACUUUAAUCUGGCUGAUCUUGUGCGAGGCAUGGCCACCCAACUGCAGAAGCGCGCUGACGGCAAUAUAGAUCCAGAGAUUAAGCACUUCUUCAAUAGGAAAGAAUUCCAGGAGUAUGGCUCCGACCUCAAGUCUCUGGAUAUUCAGCGUGCCCGCGAUUUCGGAAUGCCCUCAUACAAUGAUGUCCGUGAAUUCUGCGGCUUGAGCCGUGCCGCCGACUGGUCGGAAUUCACUAAUGAAAUACCAAAUGAGAAAAUACACCUGUUGCGGAAGCUAUAUGUCAAUCCGGAUGAUGUCGAGCUGACCGUCGGCGGCACUCUCGAGGUCCAUGUGCCUGACUCUUUGUUUGGACCCACGUUUUUGUGCGUUGUUGGCAAACAGUUCCUCAACUCGCGUCGAGGCGAUCGCUUCUUUUUCGAGCGGGAGAAUCAUCUAAGUGGUCUGUCACGCAGUCAACUGGCGGAGAUACGCAAGAUUAGUUUGGCCUCGCUGCUCUGCAGCAACGUGCAAGGUUUGCAUUACAUCCAGCCAAAUGUGUUAAUUUUCCCCAAUACUCGUAAUGUUUUGGUGAACUGCAAUGACAUUCCUCAACUAGACCUUACCAAAUGGCAAGACUUAAGUCCCCAGCUGGCUAACUAAUUUCCAGGAAAUCACAAGCACAAAACAACCCAAAUUUUGUGAAGAAAAACGCAGAGAAAAACUCAAUACUUAAAGUAAAUAAUGAACAAGAUCAAAGAGAUUUAUUUUGCCAACCCAAAGAUUACAGAUUCUUGCAUGUAUAUAAAUUUUAAUUAAUGUCUAAAGUUGACAGUUUCUUAAUUUUGAAAAUAGUUAUGAAGUUAGAUGCAUCCCUAACUGAUCAGUUUGAUCUUAAUAAUAAAAAAACAAUAAUAAUAAUAAAUAAGUUUUGGUACAA